UUGCUUUGGAGCUGCGAAUGGUGGAAUGUUUACGGGUUCAAGGCUAAUAUAUGUUGCCGGACGUGAAGGAUAUUUACCCUCUCUGUUCGGUAAAGUGCAUGAUAAAUGGAAUACUCCAACAGCUGCAAUAGUUAUGCAGGCAACGUUAACAAUUAUAAUGAUUAUUCCGG
Racocetra fulgida is the source of this 170-nucleotide messenger RNA. The record is from the annotation of a GenBank genome assembly. NCBI's taxonomy places the organism in Eukaryota, Fungi, Glomeromycota, Glomeromycetes, Diversisporales, Gigasporaceae.